This is a messenger RNA of Bombyx mori (domestic silkworm), 2124 nucleotides long. RefSeq names its product spermine oxidase. Gene Ontology annotation, molecular function: polyamine oxidase activity. Bases 131 to 1543 code for a protein of 470 amino acids. Lineage: Eukaryota; Metazoa; Arthropoda; Insecta; Lepidoptera; Bombycidae. The record is from RefSeq and is a predicted model, not a curated record. The transcript is spliced from 7 exons.
AUUAUUUUGUUUAUAUUUCAGUAACAACUAUCACAAUUUUUACAUAGAUAGUGAACAACAUUUGUUCCAAGCAGUUGUGGAGUUUUAUAUACAUAUAUUUUAUUACUGUUCGUUUUCAAAUCGACAAUAUAUGGACGUUAUCGUAAUAGGCUGCGGCGCGGCCGGUGUCGCAGCUUUAAGGAAACUCCAUGACGCUGGUCUGCGAGUCCUCGGCUUGGAGGCAGCGGACAGAAUCGGGGGUCGAAUAUGCACUAUUGAAUACGGUGACAGUACCCUGGAUAUCGGAGCUGCAUGGUGUCAUGGCGAAAAAGACAAUAUAGUGUUUGAACUAGCAGAGCCGCUAGGUCUACUUGGUAGACCAGACCCUCACGAUAGCUGGUAUGUACUAUCCAAUGGAGAUCUGGCACCUGAUGCGACAUGCAAGGAAAUACUUGCAAAUAUAGACGAAGAAGUAUGUAAGAGUCACAAGAAUAAUGUACAGUCCAUUUCGCAGUUUGUUAGGAAUGCAGUAAACACUAAAGAAACAUUUAAGCAAUUUCCGAGAUUAACCCGGAGUCUUUUAGAAGUAUACGAAAGGAACAACCAUUUAGGAGGUCAAGAUGAUCCUCAGCAUGGCAAGAGCCUGAAGGGACUGGACGAACACUGGCCUUGUGAGGGGGAAUUCUUGCUGAACUGGAGGGGGAGAGGUUAUAAGACCUUACUGGACGUUUUGUUGAACAAAUAUCCAGACCCCAACGAAGCGAUUCCCGUACAAAUACUACUGAACAAACACGUGGAAUGUAUAAGAUGGGGCACGAGCCAGCCUUCGCACCAAAUAAGCCCGCUUGUGCAAGUGAAGUGUACCGAUGGAAGCUUGUACGCUGCGAAAAGCGUUAUUGUAACAUUACCCUUAGCAGUACUGAAAGAGACACACGCUCAGCUCUUCAGCCCACCAUUACCCCAAGACAAAAUAAACUCAAUCAACAGUUUGCAUUAUUGCGUGCUCGAUAAAAUCUACAUAGAAUUCACCACACCGUGGUGGCCAAAAUCAGCCGGGAAAUUCGUAAUACUUUGGCAAGAAGAAGACAAGGCUAAAUUCACCAAAGAAGAACAUUGGAUAACCGAAAUAUAUGGCUUAGACCCUGUACAGCAUCAGCCGAAUGUGCUGCUUGCCUGGAUUUAUGGGAAAGGCGCUGAAGCUAUGGAGAAAGUCAGCUUCGAUGACCUGAAGGCUGGAAUUGAUAAAUUACUGAGUAUAUUUAAGAAGAAAUUCCCUGUUACCCCCGUUAAAUCUGUUUUGAGGUCACAGUGGGCGUCAAAUUUACUAGCGAGAAGCGCGUACGCGUACCGCUGUGUUGCCACUGAAGAAAACGGCGCUAGUGCGACAACACUGAGCGAGCCUAUCUACCACGGCAAUGGGUUGCCGUUAGUUUGCUUUGCCGGAGAAGCUACGUCGUAUCACAGACACUCAGCUGUACAUGGAGCGGUCGAGUCAGGAUUCAGAGAGGCUCAACGACUUAUGGAUAGCUUCGGGAAGACAAACGUCAAACCUAACCAAAAAUAAAUAAUAGUUUAAAAAAACUAACCAAUUACGCUUUUAUAGAAAAUCCAACUAAAAAAUAGAAAAUAAAUCUUAAUAAAUUUGAAUUAAAAAUAGUCUAAGAAAAAAAUAUUUUAUUGUAAAAAUUUAUUUAUUUUUAAUUUUUUAGUUGAAUUUAAAUUUUUUCAAUAUUUUUUUAUAUUGUAUUGUCACCGGUCCUUAAUAAGUAUACCAAGUUUCGAGUUAAUCCGACGUUUUGAAGGGGGUCAAAAUCAUGUUCAAAGAUUCAGUUACAAACAUACAUACGUCUGAAGCUAAUAAAAAGCGUAUCCAAGACACAUGUCAGAUGAAAAAUAUUUAAUUAAAUAACAUUAUAUUCUGACUAUUCUACUAUAGCUAUAUCAAUAACAUUUGAUUGUAGAAAUUUGAUAAAUGGUCACUAGCAGGAACUAUGAGAAUGACAAAAGGAUAAUUACAGGGCCGCCAUCUUUUGAAAACUAUUUAUGUUCUAUAAAAAAAAAAAAAGAUUAUAUAAGAAAUUUAAAAAAUGGUAUCAUUACAAAACAAUAUCUACAGAUUUCAGAUGAAUAAACGUUUUUUUCAUA